AGUGGAACCCUGCGACACACAGUUCACCAGUUUGGAUACUACUGAAAAACAAAACAAAAUGGCUCAGACAAAUCCCAUGCCCAUGGGCCCUUGGAAGAUCACCGUGUACGAUCAGGAGCACUUCCAGGGCAGGCGUAUGGAGUUCACCGCCAGCUGCCAGAACAUCAUGGAGUGUGGGAUGGAGAACAUCCGCUCCCUGAAGAUCGAGUGUGGCGCCUGGGUGGGCUUUGAGCACUCUAGCUUCUGCGGCCAGCAGUUUGUCCUGGAGAAGGGAGACUACCCUCGCUUUGAGGCCUACAGUGGCAGCAACUCCUACCGCAUUGAGAGGAUGAUCUCCUUCAGGCCCAUCUGUUGUGCUAACCACAAAGACUCCCGCAUGACCAUCUUUGAGAAGGAGAACAUGACGGGUCGUCAGUUCGAGCUGAGCGAUGACUACCCCUCUCUGCAGGCCAUGGGCUGGAUGAACAACGAGGUUGAAUCCAUGCACAUUCAGAGUGGAGCCUUUGUGUGCUACCAGUACCCUGGCUACCGUGGCUACCAGUACAUCAUGGAGUGUGACUGUCGCGGAGGAGAGUUCAAGUGUUACCGUGAGUUUGGGUCCCACUCCCAGACUCCCCAGAUUCAGUCCAUCAGGAGGAUCCAGCACUGAGAGGGGAACGCUUCCAUCACACUUUCGUAUCUCCUCCUCUCCUUCCUCCUGCACCUCAUUUCCUCCUUCUCUUCCUCCUCUCCCACCAAACCGCCAUCUCCCGGUCCAGCAAAUCAAAGCAGGAUCCCGAGCUGGACUUCAGGUGCUCACUGGUGUCAGUUGUUCACAGCACUUUUGCAUUUUUUAAAGAAACAUCCCAAAAGAAAGGAAUGAUGUAAGAAAGACAGAAAAAAAGGAAUGACAGAAAUGAGAGAAAAAGCUGAAUCAGUGUGAAAGAGAGGCCUCAUCUGCUGGGGUUGGCUGCAGAACGGUGAAAACACCUCAAUGUAUUUCCUCUUUUUCAUCUCCACCAUUGAUGGCGUCAUCAUCAUCAUCGUCAUUGUCUUCCACAUCAACACGAUCACCAGUCUUGCUGUGAUACUGUGAUUUCCAUGACUGCCUGUGAUGAUGAAUAAAGAGAACGAGCAAAGAAACAGAGAGAUUUACAA
Messenger RNA from Anarrhichthys ocellatus (wolf-eel), 1137 nucleotides. Its product is annotated as beta-crystallin A1-like. The transcript has 6 exons. Lineage: Eukaryota; Metazoa; Chordata; Actinopteri; Perciformes; Anarhichadidae. Gene Ontology annotation, biological process: lens development in camera-type eye; visual perception. Bases 59 to 649 code for a protein of 196 amino acids. Gene Ontology annotation, molecular function: structural constituent of eye lens. The record is from RefSeq and is a predicted model, not a curated record.